AUGAUGAAAUACUUCCAAGAAGCUAAGCUGCAUGGAGCAACAUUAGAUGAGAAGACUCAAGUUGGAAUCAUUCUCAAUAGCCUUGCACCCAGUUUCCUUACGUUCACCACAAACUAUUUUCUUAACAAGUUGGAAUAUGGAAUGACUCAGUUAUUGAAUGAGCUCCAGAUUUAUGAGGGAAUAAAUGGUGGAAAGAGUAAAGGACAUGAGAAGAAGGUUGCUACUACUGAGGGUGCUCAGGGUGAGGCUAACCUAGCCUCAUCCUCGAAGAGCAAGAAGAGAAAGACAAGGAAGGAGAAAAAGAAGGCUAAGAAGCCAGCAGUUGGAAAGGCACCGACAACUAAAAAUCCUUCUGGAGCAAAGCCAACUAGUAAGAAGGCUAAAGAACAGUGUUUCCAUUGCAAGGAGGAGGGGGCAUUGGAAGCGUAA
Humulus lupulus (European hop) is the source of this 429-nucleotide messenger RNA. Its product is annotated as histone H1-II-like. The coding region runs from base 1 to 429 and encodes 142 amino acids. NCBI's taxonomy places the organism in Eukaryota, Viridiplantae, Streptophyta, Magnoliopsida, Rosales, Cannabaceae. The record is from RefSeq and is a predicted model, not a curated record. The transcript has a single exon.